This is a messenger RNA of Myotis brandtii (Brandt's bat), 1764 nucleotides long. It is a transcript of the gene FFAR2, whose product is annotated as free fatty acid receptor 2. Gene Ontology annotation, cellular component: plasma membrane. Gene Ontology annotation, biological process: G protein-coupled receptor signaling pathway; cellular response to fatty acid. The record is from RefSeq and is a predicted model, not a curated record. The coding region runs from base 170 to 1159 and encodes 329 amino acids. Gene Ontology annotation, molecular function: G protein-coupled receptor activity. The transcript is spliced from 3 exons. Lineage: Eukaryota; Metazoa; Chordata; Mammalia; Chiroptera; Vespertilionidae.
GUGGCUGAAGCUCUGUUUCUCCUUCUCAGAAGCUUUCAGACUUUCUUUUCCAAGAAGCCAUCUAUCCGGAACGAAGACAAGUACAGUCCCAGAGUCUGGUAUUGGACAGGGGAGGAAACGGUGGAGGAGAAUCUGUGUUCUGCAAAAGGAGAGGAAAACAAGAAUAGUCAUGCCAGACUUGAAGAGCUCCUUGAUUCUCUCGGCCUACAUCAUUAUCUUCCUCACUGGUCUCCCUGCAAACCUCCUGGCCCUGCGGGCCUUCGUGGGCCGGGUCCGCCAGCCCCACCCUGCACCUGUCCACAUCCUCCUGCUCAGCCUGACGCUGGCGGACCUUCUUCUGCUGCUGCUGCUGCCCUUCAAGAUCAUUGAGGCUGCAUCUAACUUCCGCUGGUAUCUGCCUGAGAUUGUCUGUGCCCUCACAGGAUUCGGUUUCUACAGCAGCAUCUACUGCAGCACGUGGCUCCUGGCAGGCAUCAGCAUCGAGCGCUACCUGGGAGUGGCUUUCCCCGUGCAGUACAAGCUGUCCCGCCGGCCUAUAUAUGGGGUGAUUGCUGCUCUGGUUGCUUGGAUCAUGUCCUUUGGUCACUGCACCAUCGUGAUCAUCGUUCAGUACUUGAAACCGGCCGCGAAUGCCACAGAGAUAAGUGAAAUUACCUGCUAUGAGAACUUCACUAAAGAGCAGCUGGAGGUGGUGAUUCCUGUGCGGCUGGAGCUGUGCCUGGUCCUCUUCUUCAUCCCCAUGGGGGUCACCAUCUUCUGCUACUGGCGCUUUGUGUGGAUCAUGCUCACCCAGCCCCAUGUGGGGGUCCAGAGGCGGCGCCGAGCUGUGGGGCUGGCUGUCGUGACACUCCUCAAUUUCUUGGUGUGCUUCGGGCCUUAUAACGUAUCCCACCUGGUGGGGUUUUACACGAAGAAAAGCCCCACAUGGCGAGCAGAAGCUGUGGUAUUCAGUUCCCUCAACGCCAGUCUGGACCCCCUGCUUUUCUAUUUCUCUUCUUCAGAUGUGCGCAGAGCCGUUGGAAAAGGGCUUCAGAUGCUGCGACAUCAGGGCUCCUCUCUGUUGGGACGCAGAGGCAGAGAGAUGACAGAGAUGACAAAUGGGGACAGGGGUGUGAGUCAAGCAGAAGGAGUACCGAGUUCUGACUUCACCACAGACUAGGGCUGUCCCUGGACCUUCAGAGGUGCUGGGGGCUAAGUAUGGGUUGAGUGGGCUGGGAGAGGGAGAAGAUGAGGGUUCUAGAUUCAGGAAUCCUUAGACCAAUCGGUUACUGAGACUGUAGGAAUCUCUCUCACCUGCUGGAUAUUCCUUCCUGAUUGAAUUUUCCUUCCCAACAGAACACAGCUCCCUGACCAAAGAAGAAAUGGUUAGGCAUAGAAGCACGAUCAGGCCAUGCUCUGGAAGCAAGACGGCUAAUACGAAUUCAAUCCUUGUGAGGUGGUUGGUAGCUGGGGAUGAUCAGACUGAAGCAGAGAAUCCUAAAGCAAUCUUGCUAUAAGCUUUGACACCACACCUAGACACUGGCCUAGCUGUUGAUGCUAGAAAGAAGCCAAUGGGAAAGAGAUGGAAGAGAAAUACUAAAUGAGGUCAAAGGAGACUCAGGAAAGUUCUGACCCAAGGGAACUUAGAGGAGGGGCUGAGGGCUUGGUUGGGUCUCUAAUGCUUUAGAUUUCUAAUGUAUUGAUCAGACCUGAUGCUUUGUAACUAUGCUCCAGCCUUCUUCAUGUGUGUAUCUUGUCUCCCCCAUUAAACUGGGAACUUCUUGA